Messenger RNA from Acytostelium subglobosum LB1, 4641 nucleotides. RefSeq lists its product as hypothetical. Bases 1 to 4641 code for a protein of 1546 amino acids. Gene Ontology annotation, cellular component: membrane. The record is from RefSeq and is a predicted model, not a curated record. The transcript is spliced from 3 exons. Gene Ontology annotation, biological process: transmembrane transport. Gene Ontology annotation, molecular function: ATP hydrolysis activity; ABC-type transporter activity; ATP binding. NCBI's taxonomy places the organism in Eukaryota, Evosea, Eumycetozoa, Acytosteliales, Acytosteliaceae.
AUGAGUAAUCUCCCAAAGAGUAACCCCUUCUGUGGACAGGAGGGAUGGGGAGUUUGGCAUGGUGGAGACUUUAACACAUGCUUCGAGGAUACAGUCAUUAUGUUGCUGCCAGCGGCAUUCAUUGCAGUGUUUGGCGCCAUUCAAUGUUGGAAGCUGGCGCUUCGUGCAGAUAUCCAGACGUUCGCGCAGAUGCGUGACCAAUUCAAGACUUGGAAGAGGACUUUGCAGCUAGAGGUCAUCGUGUCCAUACUGCUGUGUGGCUGGAAGCUACUGUUCUUAUUCGUCGAGAUUGGAAUCAUUCGUGCACCCUUCAUCUGGGUCUACACCAUCAUCACCUUCCUCCAAUGGGCAUUCGCCCUCUACAUCGUCUUCCUUGAGCUCAAGAAGGGUGUAUCCCGCUCCUGGAAGGUCCGAUUCUUCUGGGUCUUGGCCUUCAUCGUCGCGACCAUCAAGAUGAGAUCACUAACAUUGGGUAUCUUCAAAGAAACCGAUAGGAUUGUUGGAUGGGCAGAGUACUUCUCAUUUUUGGGAGGAUACUUGUUGAUCUUGAUUCUGUCGAUCACUGGUGUGCUGUUCUUUGACAGCGACUUUACUUACUCGCGACUCAACCCGAUCACUGGCGAGGCAAGGGCCAACCUCUUCUCCAGGAUAACUUUCUGGUGGAUCAACCCCGUGCUCAAGGCCGGCUACAAGGACCCACUCGACAUGAAGGACGUGCCCAACCUGUCCGAGAUGGACUGGGCUCGCAACCUCUCGGAGAAGUUCGAGGCCGCCUGGGAGUACCAGCUGACGCAGCCCAAGCCCUCGUUGGUGCGCGCACUCUCCAAGUCAUUUGGUCCACACUUCUACAUGGCCGCCUUCUUCAAGGUCGUGCAGGAUGCGCUGAUCUUUGUCGGCCCAUUGCUGCUCAAGGGCGUGCUGACCUUUAUCAAGACCGACUCAAAGCAGCGCGACACCUACGAUGGCCUGCUCUUUGUCCUGUUCUACUUUUUGGCACCCGUCAUCCAGUCGCUCACAUUGCACCAGUACUUCCACCGCUGUUUCCGUGUUGGCAUGUGGCUCCGCUCGGCCGUCGUCACUGCCGUCUACAAGAAGGCCCUGAGGACAUCUCUGCGCGAGGGCACCUCCAUUGGUGAGAUCGUCAACCUGAUGUCUGUGGACGCACAAAAGUUCAUGGACCUGUGUCCUUACCUCCACAUGAUCUGGUCGGCCAUCGCUCAGUUGGUCGUUGCCAUGACACUGCUCUACUUCCAGAUUGGCGUGGCCAUCUUUGCCGGCUUUGGCAUCAUGUUGGUAGUCAUUCCCAUCAACCUGUACGUGUCCAACCUUGCCAAGAAGAGAAUGGGCACCGCAAUGAAGCUCAAGGAUCAGAGAAUCAAGGCUGUGAAUGAGGUGCUCAACGGAAUCAAGGUGAUCAAGCUCUACUCCUGGGAGCAGUCGUUCAUGGACCACGUCAAGGACGUUCGUGACCGCGAGCUCGGCGUCAUGACCAUCAUCAAGAUCAUUCAGGGCGUGGGCCAGAUGCUCUGGUCGAUGAGUCCAAUCUUUGUGUCGGUCACCUCGUUUGGCGUGUUCAUCGCACUCGGUGGCAAGCUCACCGCAGCCAUCGCUUUCCCCGCACUCUCACUGUUUAACGUGAUGCAAUUCCCCAUCAACAUGUUGCCAAUGGUGGUCAGCAGCAUCAUUGAAGCCAACGUCAGUGUUGGCCGUCUUCAGCGCUUCCUCCUCAAGAAGGAUCUCAACCCAGACGUAGUCAAGCGCGAGAUUAGCGAGCCCAACACCGUUAUCAAGGUGGACAAUGCUACACUCGAGUGGGAGCCCGGCAGAGAGACCCUCAAGAACAUCAACUUCUCUGUCAAGAAGGGAGAAGUCGUUGCCAUUGUCGGACAAGUCGGCAGCGGCAAGUCCAGUUUGAUCAACUCACUCGUCGGUGACCUCGACAACCCGGUCGGCAGCGUUGCCGUCAAGGGAUCGGUUGCCCUGGUUGCUCAACAGGCAUGGAUCCAGAAUGCCACACUCAAGAACAACAUCAUCUUCACAUCACAAUUCGACGAACAAAGAUACAACCGAAUCAUCGACGCCUGCAACCUCAUCCCCGACAUCAAGAUCCUACCCGGAGGUGAUGCCACCGAGAUUGGUGAGAAGGGUAUCAACCUUUCAGGAGGCCAAAAGCAAAGAGUUAGCAUUGCAAGAGCUGUCUACAACGAUGCUGACAUCUACUUGUUUGAUGAUCCACUGAGUGCUGUGGACGCACACGUUGGCAAGUCAAUCUUCACCAAUGUUAUUGCCAAGGAUGGAUUGCUUGAGGGCAAGACAAGGAUUUUGGUCACACACGGCAUGCACUUCCUACCAUUCGUCGACAGAGUCAUCAUGAUGAAGGAUGGACGUAUUGCUGAGGAAGGCUCUUAUGAGUUCCUGAUGGCCAACGAUGGUCCAUUCGCAUCAUUGAUGAAGUAUCAAGAGAAGACCAAGACUGUCGAUGAAGAAGGAGAGGAUAUUGAGGAGGAGUUGGAGGAGCUCGAGGAGGAGGAGGAGCAGGACCAGAGCAUGGAGCUGCCAACACAUCACACAUCCAACUCUGCAGUCAUUGUCGACCAGCCCGAGGACUUGGAGGAGGUUGGACUGAUGGAGGACGAGGGUUCAUCAAGCUCGCCCGUCGAUGACAACGAUCGCGUGAGACUGAUCGCCUCACCAGUCUCGCUCAAGAAGUCAGCGUCCCAGCUGUCCCCAGGCGAGAUCUCAAUGAAGCCACUCAGAAAGUCUGGCACUGGUCUGCGAUCGUCCACAAAGGGUGCCUCUGCCUCUGCUGGCGGCGCCUCUUCCUCUGGCGGCUCUACUGCCGGUGGCGCCAAGGAGGCCGACACACAGGGCAAGCCUGCCCAAGACAAGCUGAUCACCACCGAGACCAGAAACGAAGGAAAGGUGUCGAUGAAGGUAUACUUCUCAUACUUCCGCGCCAUUGGAUACUUGCUGUGCAUAGCCAUCUUCCUCACAUACGUGGGUACACAGGUGCUGAGCAUUCUGGCCAACGUCGUGCUGUCCCAAUGGUCCGACUCGGCCACAAACGACGCGAAGAAGUAUCUGCUCGUCUACAUUGCCUUCUCAAUGUCAUCAGUCGUCGCCACACUGUUCCGAACAUUCGGCAUGGUCUACUCGUCGAUCAAGGGUUCCAAGAUGUUCCACGAGACCAUGUUCAAGUCGGUCAUUCGCUCGCCCAUGUCCUUCUUUGACACGACACCCAUUGGCCGUAUCCUGAACCGUUUCUCCAAGGACCAGCUCACCAUCGACGAGUCGAUCUCGCGUACCAUGGGCAUGUUCCUCAACACGUUCUGCCAGGUGUUUGGCUCGAUCAUUGUCAUUGGCAUUGUGUCGCCAUUCGUCAUCUUGGCCAUGGUGCCCAUCGCCGCACUGUUCUACUUUAUCCAGCGCUACUACCUCAACAGCUCACGAGAGCUCACGCGUCUCGAGUCCAUCUCGCGUUCGCCCAUCUACGCACACUUCAGUGAGACGCUGGCGGGCGUCACCACGAUCCGUGCCUUCCAGGAGACAUCCAAGUUUGUUCGCGAGAAUGAGAGUCUGCUGGACAACAACCAGAAGUGCUACUACAUCAACAUUAGUGCCAACAGAUGGCUUGCGCUGCGUCUCGAGUUCUUGGGCGCCUGCAUUGUCACAUCCACUGUGCUGUACGCCGUGCUUGCCAGCAUUUCCGGCCACAUCCAGCCCGGCACAGCCGGUCUGGUCAUCACAUACGCACUGGCCAUCACCUCCAACAUGAACUGGAUGGUGAGAAUGUCGUGCGACCUUGAGAACUCUGUCGUCUCUGUCGAGCGUAUCCAAGAGUACUGCCAGCUGCCCAGCGAGGCCGCACUGAUCAACGACAAGCGCAUUGCCAAGCAGUGGCCCGACCAGGGUGCCAUCGUGUUCCGCGAUCUCUGGCUCGCAUACCGCGAGGGCCUAGACCCAGUUCUGCGUGGCGUCUCCUGUCGCAUCGAGUCCAAGCACAAGGUGGGCAUUGUCGGUCGCACUGGCGCCGGCAAGUCCUCGCUCACCCAAGCGUUGUUCCGUAUUGUCGAGCCCCUACGCGGCACCAUCGAGAUCGAUGGCAUUGACAUCACCGAGCUCGGCCUGCACGACCUUCGCAGCAGGAUUGCCAUCAUUCCCCAGGACCCGGUGUUGUUUGCCGGCACCAUUCGCAGCAACCUCGAUCCAUUCGACAAGUACACCGACCUGCAGCUCUGGGAGGCACUGGAGCGCUCACAUCUCAAGAACGCCGUUCAAGCACUGGACCUGGGCCUCGACGCGCCCGUCCAGGAGAAUGGUGAGAACUUCUCGGUUGGCCAGCGCCAGCUGAUGUGCAUGGGUCGUGCCCUGCUCAAGAAGGCCAAGAUCAUUGUAAUGGAUGAGGCUACGGCCGCCAUCGACAUUGAGACCGACGCCCUCAUUCAAAAGACCAUCCGCAGUGAGUUCUCUCAAUGCACAGUGUUGACGAUCGCGCACAGAAUCAAUACUAUCAUCGACAGUGACAUGGUGAUGGUGCUGGACAAGGGAGAGCUAGUCGAGUUUGACUCACCAGAGGUGUUGCGCAACAGACCAUCCAGUAUCUUCUACUCUUUGGUUCAAAAGUCUGAGAUGGAACAUUAA